AUGGGCUCCGACAAGUCGUACCUCAUUGUAGGGGCUGGCGUCUUCGGCGUGUCGACCGCCUAUCACUUAAUCCAGAAAUAUCCCCACGCCUCAGUCACGAUCGUCGACCGAGACGCCUACGAUGCGGACAGCCGCGUCGCCGCCUCGUGGGACUGGAACAAAGUCGUGCGCGCCGACUACGACGACAUCAUCUACUGCCAACUGGGGCUCGAGGCGCAAGACGUUUUCGAGACCGACCCGCUGUGGAAACCCUAUUUCCACAAGACGGGCAUCUUCUGGAUCUGCCGCAGCGACUACGCCCAGGAAGUCAUCGACAACUACAAGAAGCUGGGGCGCAAAGCCGACCUCAAGGCUCUACCUAUCGAGGAGGCCCGCAAACUGUACGGCGGCCUGUUCGAGGACGCCGACUACACGGACGUCAAGGAGGUGCUGGUCAACAAGACCAGCGGAUGGGGCGCGGCCGGCGACUGUUUGCGCGCUGUCACGAAGAAGUGCAUCGACUUGGGCGUCAAGUACGUUACCGCCGAGGUCACGAGCUUACUGUUAGACGGUGGUGGCCGCCGGUGUGUCGGCGUCAGAACCUCGACGGGCCAGAGUCUACGAGCGGCCCACGUCAUCCUCAGCACGGGGGCAUACACGCCCAAAUUGCUCGAGUUGAGUGCUGAGGGCACAGGGAAACCAGAUCUUCGAGCCGACGACAGGAUCGUGGCUGGGGGGAUCACGACGGGCAUGACGAAGCUGGAUGACGCAAGUUACGGCCGGUUCGCCAACAUGCCCGUCGGCGUCCAGGGGUAUACUCCUACGGCAGGCCCCUUUAUCGGCAGCCUCCCGCCCACCGCGGACCGCGAGCUCAAAUGGUGGGGCCAGACCAUCUUCAAAAACACCCACGAAGUAGUCCCCGGCCGUUACAUCUCGGCGCCGCCCGCCCAAAGGGACUACGCGCAGUGGGACGUCUCCGGACGGCUGAAGGAGGACAUCAACCACGCCAACACCGUCUUUUACGGCCGCAAGGGCGCGACCUGGAAGAUGGAGAAGCAUCGGAUUUGCUGGGACGCAUUCACCUCGUCCGGCGACUUCAUCAUCUCCCCCCACGCCGCGGCGCAGGGCCUGUACGUCGCGGCCUGCGGAUCGUUUCACGGCUUCAAGUUCUUCCCCGUGCUGGGCAAGUACGUGGUGCAGAUGCUCGAGGGCGAGCUGGCGCCCGAGCUGAGGGAGAAGUGGGCCUGGGAUCGCGACCGGCCGGAUCCGGCGCUGUUUGCGGAUUUUCCGAGGUUCGAGAUGAGGGAUUUGAUUGAUGGGAAGGAGACGACGCAGGGGCAGAGCCUGGGGCAGUGGCAGGGGCAACCACAGUUGAGGGCGAAGCUGUAA
This is a messenger RNA of Cladophialophora yegresii CBS 114405, 1368 nucleotides long. RefSeq lists its product as uncharacterized. The transcript has 3 exons. The coding region runs from base 1 to 1368 and encodes 455 amino acids. The record is from RefSeq and is a predicted model, not a curated record. Gene Ontology annotation, molecular function: flavin adenine dinucleotide binding; saccharopine oxidase activity; sarcosine oxidase activity. Lineage: Eukaryota; Fungi; Ascomycota; Eurotiomycetes; Chaetothyriales; Herpotrichiellaceae.